AUGUUCACCAUGCAUGAUCUAGUGUACGACCUUGCAAGAUCAGUCAUGGAUGAAGAGUUGAUUGUCUAUAACACUGACAAAGUGAGAAGUUUGGUGGACUCAAAGUAUCGCCUCUAUGCAUCGGUCACAAAUUGUUGCAAGCCAUUGAGGAUAUCGACUAUUUUACCAGCCAAGUUAAGGGCCUUGCUUUUCCAGAAUUGCAGCAAUCUGGGCAUCACUGGUGGUUCCUUUUCAUUUGCCAAGUGUUUGCGUGUACUGGACUUGACCGAGUCCUCCAUCAGUAGGUUUCCAUCAUCUAUUGGCCAGCUGAAGCAUCUGAGGUUUCUUGUUGCUCCAGGGAUGAAAAAUCCGAGUUUCCCCAAUUGUAUUGCUGGGCUCUCAAAACUACAAUACCUGAACAUUCAUGGAUCUUCUCAGGUUUCACCAAGACCAGCAUCACUUGGCAAACUUAGACAUCUUAUGUACCUUGACUUGUCAGGCUGUUCCGAGAUAGUGGAACUGCCAAAAAGAUCUCUUGAAAAUCCCAAAAACCUGGUGCACCUUGAAUUAUCUACCUGCUCUGGACUUGUAAGGAUAUCAGAAGCAUUGUGCUACCUCACCAAACUACAGUACUUAAAUUUGUCAAGCUGCUCCAAUCUUGAAAGGCUACCACAAGAUGUAGGCAACCUGACAGAACUCCAGUACUUGUACUUGUCCGGUUGCCAUAAAAUUGAUGCAUUGCCAGAGUCUAUUGGGAAGCUCAUAAAUUUGGUGCAUCUAGAUUUGUCACGAUGCUCCUUUGUGAUGCCAGAAGCAUUAGGUGACCUCACCAAACUCAAGUAUUUGAGCUUAUCAGGGGUCCUUGAUUAUGACAGAAAAGCUGAGGAAACUAUUGAUAAUAUCAGCACCCUUGCAAACCUUGAGCAUCUUGACUUGUCUUGGAAUUAUUUCAGAUCUCUACCCAAAAGUAUCGGUGAUCUCAAGUGCCUACAUACAUUGGAUCUCUCAGGCUGCAGAGAACUAUCCUACCUACCUGACAGUAUAGGCUCAAUUGAUAGUCUGGAGCUGCUGCUGGUGGACCAGUGCUCAGUGCAGUUGAAGGAGCACAUCAGGAGAUGGAGAUCUGAGCUCAAAUGUAACCCGUUAGUUCAUUUUGUGGUUCGCCACAAUGAAGAUGGUUCUGGCAGCAAUCUUCAUCAGCUUGAGGAUAAAAAUCCUUCUGAGCUUGAAAUAAGCUGCCUCGAGGCAUUAACUGUUCGAGGAGAAGCAAGCGCAAUUCAAUUGCGCAAUAAAGAAAACCUCUCGAGAUUGGAACUUAAGUGGUCCUUUACGGCCCCUCAUGGUUUAGAGGGCAAAGAUGUCCUUGGAGAGCUAGCUCCACCAAUUGGUCUUAAGCACUUGGUGCUGAUUGGAUAUGGCAGCAUAAUCUUUCCAAACUGGCUCAUGAACAUUCCUCAUUAUCUCCCGAAUCUUGUUUCUAUUGUGUUCUGGGUACUACCGAGCUGUACAAGUCUGCCACCACUCGGGCAGUUACCAAACCUCAAAGAUUUGUAUCUUGGAAAUUUGGAAAGCCUCACAAAAAUCAGUGGUGAUGAUCUUUGUGCUGGCAAACGAGCAUUCCCUCUGAUGUCAAGACUCACCUUGAGUGGCAUGAGUUCGUUGCAGGAGUGGAACACGACAUACUGUGGCAAGGAUGGUAGAGAGGAGUUCAUGUUCCCUAUGCUUCAUGAUCUGGUUAUACAAAAUUGCCCGAGGUUGAGGUUGAAGCCAUGCCCACCUCUAUUCCACAGGUGGCGAAUCUUCCACAGCGAUGAAGUGCUUAAUUUCAGGGAAGAAUGCGACAGAUUGGCAGCACCAAGAACCAGUUUGGUGGUCUCCAGCCUUGGUUAUUGUGGGAGCUGGUCGCUGCUGAGCCACUUAUCUACCCUGGAAGAGCUGGAUAUCAAAUAUCUGACUGUGACCAGCUUGCCAGAGAGCAUGAGACAGCUGGUCUCCCUUCGUUUGCUGGUGUUAUUCUACUGUGAGAACAUCAUGUUACCUGAAUGGCUUGGGGACCUAAAAUCUCUCCAAAGCCUCCACAUUAAGGGUUGCCUGACGAUCAAGUCAAUGCCAUCAUCUUUACAACAACUCACCAAGCUCCAACUGCUACAUAUUAGGAGCAACGCUGAACUAAAAAAAUGGUGUCAAUUGCAGAGGAAAUGGAAGCUCGCCCACAUCAAGGAUAUUGUAAGUGUUCUAACAAAACUCUCUUAUGUUCGUUUAUGGCAUUUGAAUGGCUAA
Miscanthus lutarioriparius is the source of this 2259-nucleotide messenger RNA. The record is from the annotation of a GenBank genome assembly. NCBI's taxonomy places the organism in Eukaryota, Viridiplantae, Streptophyta, Magnoliopsida, Poales, Poaceae.